GAGGAAAAGAACAAAGAGAUGGAGAAGACAAAACAGCAACUAGAGGAGAAGAUUAAAGAGAUGGAAAAGACAAAACAACAACUAGAGGACAAAAACAAAGAGAUGGAAAAGACAAAACAACAACUAGAGGAAAAGACAAAACAACAACUAGAGGACAAGAACAAAGAGAUGGAGAAGACAAAACAACAACUAGAGGAAAAGACAAAACAACAACUAAUCCAGAUCCUCCUCAUGUCAGGAGAAGAAACAGUAUGGAGAGAGACCCAGCACAGUGAGAGCAGAGAGGGGGAGGUGGCUGGGAGACGGGUGACCGUGGUGGAAACUCCAGACUGGUUCUGCAGUGGACUCUCUGAGAAGGGCCUGAGACAGGACGUGGGGCGUUGUGUCCGUCUGUCUGCCCCAGGACCUCACGCCUUCCUCCUGGUGAUUCCAGUGGAGCCGUCUGAAGGAGUGGAGAGGAAGAUGCUGGAGAAAAUGGAGGAUAUGUUUGGGGAGGGCUGUUGGGGACACACACUGAUCCUCUUCACCCAUGCUGAGGGGAUGAGAGAGAGGAGUGUGGAGGAGUUGCUCCAGACAGGGAGCCAGGAGCUCCAGCAGCUGGUAGAGAAAUGUGGGAACAGGUGUCACCUUGUCAACGUUAAGGACAUGCCUGAUGACACUAAGAUCACACAGCUGCUAGAGAAGAUAGAAGAGAUGGUGUCAGGAAACAGAGAGAGAUUCUACAGCAGUGAGACCUACCAGGAGGCAGAGAAACAGCUCAGAGAGAUAGAGAGAAUAAUACAGAAAGAGCGAGAGGUGGAGGAGAGGAAACUGAGGGAGGAGAGAGAGAGAAGAGAGGAACUUGAUAAAAAUGUUCAGGAGUCUCUGAAGAUGAUGGAGGGAGAGAUUCAACAGCAUGAAGGAGAAAUUAGAACAUUAAAUGAAAGAACCACAGAACUGGAGAGAAAGAUGAAAGAAGAGAGGGAUGAAGAGAAG
Messenger RNA from Clupea harengus (Atlantic herring), 975 nucleotides. RefSeq names its product GTPase IMAP family member 7-like. The transcript has 3 exons. The annotation marks the transcript as partial. The record is from RefSeq and is a predicted model, not a curated record. Lineage: Eukaryota; Metazoa; Chordata; Actinopteri; Clupeiformes; Clupeidae.